Molecule: messenger RNA, 8733 nt
Organism: Oncorhynchus mykiss (rainbow trout)
Lineage: Eukaryota; Metazoa; Chordata; Actinopteri; Salmoniformes; Salmonidae
Product: phospholipid phosphatase-related protein type 4
Biological process (GO): signal transduction; axonogenesis; phospholipid dephosphorylation
Cellular component (GO): plasma membrane
Molecular function (GO): phosphatidate phosphatase activity
Source: RefSeq, a predicted model, not a curated record
UUUUCCUUCUCGUUGCACGUCGUUGUUGUCACUUGCAAAAUAUUCAAUACUCUCAAGGAAUACAAUGCAAUAUUUGGAUCAUGUUUUUCCCACUAGAUAUCUAAAUACUCACAACAUUUUUUAUUGUACCAUUUGGUUUUGCGGUUUGCUUCGAUAGUGAUUUGGUGCGCGAGUGACUGGCUGCAGUGGAGCCGUUCAUUCAACACAAGCGCGACACUUGGCGAUGAAGCUGAAACCACCAGCUACAGAAGCGUAAUCUCUUACAUUGCCAAAAUUACGGGCGGAAUUAAAUACAACUCUCUGUCUCCGGCCUCUCAAAGGAGAGACAGGAGGUUCAUCAUGUCUGCUAAAGAGAGACUAAAAGGGAAGGUGACCAAAGACAGCGUCACCUUGCUGCCUUGUUUCUAUUUCGUUGAGCUCCCAAUCAUGGCUUCCUCUGUGGUCAGCCUGUAUUUCCUGGAGCUGACCGACGUGUUCAAACCGGUGCGGUUGGGCUACAGCUGCAAUGACCGCAGUCUGAGUAUGCCCUACAUCAGGCCCGCUGAGGAAGUCAUCCCUUUCCUCAUGCUCUUCAGCCUGGCCUUCGCUGGACCUACAGCUACGAUAAUGAUAGGAGAAGGUAUCCUGUAUUGCUGUCUGUCUAGGAGAAAGACUGGGGUCAAAACAGAGGCCAAUAUCAAUGCAGCCGGCUGCAAUUUCAACUCGUACAUACGGCGUGCUGUUCGGUUUGUUGGGGUCCAUGUAUUUGGACUGUGCCUGACGGCUCUCAUCACUGAUAUCAUCCAGCUGUCGACGGGCUACCACGCCCCAUACUUCCUGACAGUGUGUAAACCCAAUUACACCACGCUCAACUUGACCUGUGACGACAGCUCCUUCAUCACAGAGGACUUCUGUUCUGGAGGAGCAGACCCAGCCGUCAUCGACGCUGGCAGGAAGUCCUUUCCCUCGCAGCAUGCCACUCUGGCCGCCUUCGCUGCUGUCUACGUCUCUAUGUACUUCAACGCUACGCUGACGGACUCCUCCAAGCUGCUGAAGCCCCUGCUGGUCUUCACCUUCAUUAUGGGUGGCAUCAUCUGUGGCCUGACCCGCAUCAUCCAGUUCAAGAACCACGCCAUCGACGUCUACUGUGGCUUCCUCAUCGGAGGCGGGAUCGCCGUCUACCUGGGUCUGUAUGCAGUGGGUAACUUUCAGCCUACUCGGGACACGUCCAGACAGCAGCCCCAGCCUCCCCCGCUCCGUGAGCCCCCCAGGAGCAACACCGUGCCCAACGUCAGCCAGAGCGCAGGGCGCCACCUGCAGCCCAACAGCCUCAACAGCAUGAACAGCCUGAACAGCAUCAGCACCACCGAUACCCUCACCGCCGCCCGUCCCGCGACCCUCCUGACCCGGGUCCCCUCCUGCCGCGAGUCCAGCUCCCUGAACAACCUGAAGAGGGCCAGUGCUGAUGUGGAGUGCAUCACCUCGUCAAGCACGCUGUGUAAACAGGACAGCUUGGUGACCUUUAACAGUAGCACGUUACCCAGGUCGCACGGCGGCUCGCUCCCCGAAGAGCACCGGGUCCCGCGCCGCCACGCGAGCAUCCACGCCUCCAUGGACUCCACGCGCUCCAAGCAGCUGCUGUCGCAGUGGAAGAGCAAGAACGAGAACCGCAAGUUCUCACUGCAGGUGAUGGACAGUGGGGUGGUGGUGGGACGCCACCAUUCAACAUCCUCCUCCUCCUCGCCCCAGAGGACCAUGGAGCUGAGGUGCAGCUCUGAGCCGUCCGCCAUGGGCCUGGAGGCGGAGCUCCGUGCUCAGGGCCACAUCCCCGCCCAGUACAUGAAGCUGGCAGCUAGCAUCGUGCCGCUGUCCAACCACCUCCCCCACAAUGGGGGCAGCAGCGGCCUGGCCGCGGGGGCCCGCGUCUCCAUCCAGUCCCGGCCAGGCUCCUCCCAGCUGGUCCACAUCCCCGAGGAGACCCAGGAGCACAACAGCAGCACCUCCACCAGGGAGGAUGAGGAUGACGAGGACAGAGAGGAUAGCUAUGUCGGCGGUGGGAUCCCUGGCGGAGGAGGCUCGGCGCGCUCCAAGUGGCUGAAAGUGGCCAAAGAGGGCGCCCUGUGCAGGACUAAUAGCCUAACUAACCAGCCGCGCAUCAUGCAGGUCAUCACCGUGUCCAAGCAGCAGGGUCUACUCCAGCACGGCAGCCCCAAGAGCUCUGAGGACGGUAGCGUGGUCAGCUGCACAGGCUCCAUCCAUUACAAGGCCCUGACAGACCAGGAGCCGGGCCAGGGCAUCGUAAGGGUGGAGGCCCACCCGGAAAACAAGCCUGUGAUCAAGCCUCCGGACGGCAGUGGCUCCUGGAGGUGGAAGCCGCAGGAGCAACGGGGUAGCAUCCGCCAGUCCUUUGAGCUCAACGACCUCAACCGCGACUCGGAGAGCUGCGACUCGCUCAAGGACGGCUACGGCUCCAUCGACGGGAGGAUGAGUCAGACGGGUACGGACACUGGCAGCGAGCGGGGAGGGGGUCACCCCUACGUGCACCACCCACACUACCACCACCACCACCACCACCCCCACCAGGGCAUCACCACCAUCCGUGUGACCCCUGUGGAGGGACUAAGUGGAGUGGGCAGCGAGGCCGCCUCCGAGACCCUUUCCAUCGCCUCCAGUCGGGAGUCCACCCUGCGGAGGAAGGGCAAAAUCAUCCUGCUCCCGGAUAGAGGUCCAAGUCCGGACAACUCCAGGAACUAUUUCAAAGGUGCCUCCCAAACACCGCCCCCCACCCUGGGUCUGGCGUAUAGGGAGUGAACAGCUGCACAGUCAGCACUUAUUCUUACCAUUCCCCCUUACUGCCCAUGUGGUGGUCCUAUCUGUCCCCCCCCCAUGAGUGGCCUUCUACACUGGAUCUAGUCUGGACCUCACAACAAGACCAAUGAGAACAUUCAGCUCAUAAACGGCUGUAUAUUAUCAAACCCGUCAUGGAUUCAGUGGAGUUAGCUGGGCUGGAUAAAUUGUCCUAUGGUCAUAUAGUUCAUUAGAGCUAUCUUAGUGUGUCUGGUCCAGGAAGGCCACUGUACAGUACAUAGGGGUUUCUCCAUUACUCAAUAAUCUGAUCCUUCUUCAUUUUUCGCAGUUGUUUUACUGUUAGACCUGGUUUGAUAGGACCGGGGCUACCUUUAUUGCUGUGUGUUCUUUGAGAAAAUGAAACUAUAGCACGCACAAUAAUCCUUUAAGAAUGCAGGAGACGCUGGAUAAUCGCCACAAGGUCAUUUUGCGCACACUUUUCAACCCUCCUUUCAUUACAUUAACUUUGAUCCAUUUGAGAAGCACAACUUCUAACUCUUUUUAUAUAGUGGCUAAAGUGGUUUGAACUAGGAAUUUGAUACUAUUUUGUUAUCACCCGGCAAGAGCCUUCGAUGGCAAUAAACCGUGCAAGUUGUUUAUUAAGGGUGCGUUCGUAAAUUCUCUCCGGAGUGCCAGAGGGUGCUCUGAGUGCGUUCGUAAAUUCAGAGCGUUGUCAGAUUGUCUGUUUGUACAUUCAGAGCGUUUCACUCUCGGAGCGUUCAGAGCGCACACUGAACGCUCUGGCCGAGGAGUAGAGUUGGCAGUCAACGGCAGUCAAUCACCCAAGCUAACUGGCUAAAGUUAGCUAGCUUGCUAGCUACUUCCAGACAUAAAUGAGAGAACAGCUCACUCUGACCAUUUUACUCACCCUAGCAGAGCUGGUUAGGCUGUUUAUGUUAUCCAGAGCGUUGAUGACUGUAACUGUGCUGCUGGCAACAAUUUAGUAACGCUUUUUUUUGCCUAUGUUUACUGAUACUGGCCAUAUUCAACAGCUGUUGAGCGUUCAUAAAUUCAUCAGUUAUUCUGCUCUCUGGCACACUCUGACGAGAGUGCUCUGAAAUCUGAGUAGAUAGCCAGAGUGAAUUUUAUGAACGCACCCAAAGUUGAUAGACAUGAUGUUUUGUAGGCUUUUUCCAUUGACGAUCUGUUCUCUUUCUCAGCAUAUUAAUAUCUCUGUGUAAUGUGACUGUCAUAGUGUGUUGCACUGCAUAGCAACUGCAUAGUAAAUGCAUAGCAACUCUAGAGGUGCUUUUCAUAAUACAACUUUCAUACAUAUAGUGCUCUGACAAUUGUGAAAAUAAAUGUUUCUAUUUUUUUGCUAUGUACUGUACAUAUUUAUAGUACUCUGAUUGUGCUGACAACAAUAUUCACAUGUCCUCAUUUGCUUUUUGCUAAUUAUUGAUAGUCUAUUUUACCAGAGAUGUGUUUAUUGUUGUUUUUGGAACUUUAGCAGGAUAUGCAUUGAUUUGGCAGGUGAUUUAUAAAAGAGCGAUGUUUUGAGAAAUCACCAAAUGUUAUCACUGGGGUUAGAAAUCCCAGUAACUCUCCCAAAAUCCCCAGGUUUUUCAGAAGUCGUGAGUGGAUAUCCUUCUGACGCUGGGAUUCUUACAACCAGGAUUUCUGGAAAACAGUAUAUCAUGCUUUCUUUUUUUUUGCUCACAGUGGUAUACAGUGGCAAAUACUGUAUAUUAAUAGAUGAACAGGGGCAGUGCAUACAGUGUGUAAGAUAAUUGAUUAGUAGGGGCAGUGGGUUAACUAUGUAAGAUAAUUUAUUAGUAGGGGCAGUGGGUUAACUAUGUAAGAUAAUUGCUUACUAGGAGCCUUAAUUUAAAAAAACAUUUCUUAAAGAUGGGAAAUUCAAGAAGGACUUUGAGUCUUUGUGUCCUUUGUUGCCUUUAAAAUAAGUAUACUAAUAAGUAUUCGCUGUUUUGAUAAAUAUUUUGAUAAAGUACCCUUUUUCCUAUCAGCUCAUAUAGCCAACUAAAAUCUAUAACUGCUGUACAUGUUGUGAAUGCUACUCACUUUGCACUCAACUCAUUUUCAAGUAAAUGGAUCUAUUGAUGAGUGCCAUAAAAAGGAAACCACUCUCGGGAGAGGCUUCACUUCCCAACCCAUUGCUAUGCGCACACCAAUUGGUCUAAUUAUCCGGUUGAUUUUCCAGAUUGGACAAUGUGACAGCCAAGCCUGUACUGUGGACUUUGGUUGUACUGUUAGAUUAAAUUAAAUCAUACAUUCGUCUCCCUUGGGCUAUAAUGUACAGUGUACGAGUCACGACUGAAUCCCUGUUUAUAGCUGGUUCUAACAUGCGUCCUUUCUUGAUCUUGUUCACAUUCUGACUGUGCAUUGUGAUUGGAUAGUGAUCAGAUCUUUCAGCCCACAUCCGGAGGUAGUCAGGUACACAUAGGUGGUCAGGCACACAAGUAUAGACAGAUGUGGACAGUUCAACCAUUUUAAAUCAUCGUUAUCUCGCCCUUUAAAAUCAUUGACAGAUGUCAAUAUGUGUCUUAAAAUAAAUAAAUAUUUUUUUGAAAGAAUAGCAGUCAAAUAAUUUACAUACAGGGAGGAACCAGGAAAUCUGGUACCAAUGCAGACACAGUGGACGGAUUAGGCUUUUCACAUCGGAUAUUUUUCAGAGGUGAUCUGAUUUGUCAAAAGACCAAUUUGUGAAACAAAGAUCAGAACUGGGCUACCUGUGUAAAUGCAGCCUUUGAGACAUUUUAAUACCACAUUAGAUGCAUUUCUGAAAAUGUGGGCACAAUCAGAGUGUGGGCAAGACCAGCACUAAGAACGCAUGUUAGCGCCAGGUAUAAACAAGUCUUGAGAGACGAGGUUGUAUAAUGCCAAUACCAUCCCUCUCCCUCCCACAAGAGGAAUAGUAAACAAGUGAGUCAUAAUCGGUCGAAAGCAAGUUUAUUAUAGUAAACUAAAACUGAAACCAAAACUAAUCAUGAAAAAACAAUUUAGUAAAACAAAAUUAACAAACCUGUUUUGAAAAACUAAAACUAUACUGAAACUAUUAUCUUUGACUCCAAAACUAACUAAAAUAAAGCAUCAUGAAUUGUGUCCAGUUUUAUAUUUUUUAUUUUUUUACAAACAAAUUGGGUGGUAAAUGCGUCCAGGAGAUGGCGACGUUUCAAAUAGGCCUAGCUUGUGAAUCGCUACAGAGAGGAAGAGGCGAAGCGAGAGACUUGAAUCUACCCCAAAAUCUGUCCAUGUGGAAAAAAACAGACAGAAGCAGAGGAAGUGGGGAUUUAUUUGUAUGCAGCUGUCAAAUUUGGUCAAAACACAUUUGAAUUGCUAAUUUGCUGUGUGAGGCUUAUUUGAUCGAAUAGCCGUAAUGUUUAUAUUGUUAAGUGGACUCACGUGGAAUUCCGACAACUUUGAGAAAAACAAUUUUGCAGUGAUGAAAAAAGUACCCAGUAGUCAUACUUGAGUAAAAGUAAAGAUACCUUGAUAAAAAAUGACUCAAAUGACUCAGUGAAAUGGUGGUGGAUCUUUGAUGUUAUGGGGCUAUUUUGCUUUCACUGGUCCUGCGACCCUUGUUAAGGUCAACGGCUUCAUGGCAUCAUUUAGCCAAAAGCCUGGUUGUCUCUGCCAGGAUGCUGAAACUUGGCCACAAGUGGAUCUUCCAGCAAGACAAUUACCCCAAGCACACAUCAAAAUCCAGAAAGAUGCAGUCCAUAAGCACAGACAAAAAAUAUCAAGGAUCUGGAAGGAUUCUGUAUGGAGGAAUGGUCUGAGGUCCCUCCCGAUGUGUUCUCCAACUCAUAAAAUAUUUGAGAAAAAGGAUCAGUGUCAUAAUCUUCGAACACUAUCACUAGCUAAAAAUAGUCUAGGUAUUCUUACAUGUACAGUACUACUAAAUGUAAAAAGCACUGGUGUAAACAUACUCUAGAGAAAGUUUCCUAUCACCGUAUGUUUUGCUAUUCCAGAUCUUUCGCUAUUCCUUUUUUUACAUUGAGAUUGAUUUAAUAAUUUCUAAUAAUUUUAUUGAAUAAUUUAAAACUAACCUAUGACCUUAAAAGUCACCUUAUGUAUAACUGCCUCCCAGUUGCAAGAAGACGACAUCCCAAAAAAACACCCCCAAAAAACUAUGCAACACAAAUGGCUCCUAGCCUCCCAUGCAUGCUGUCUGUCCCUAACACUAAAACUGAAACUAAGGGCUCUAUUAAAUCCAUAGCGCUGAAGAUCCGCUAUAUAGCGUGAUUGACAAUUUAAGGCAACGUUCCCCGCGGGCGCGGCGACUGCAUUCACUGUAAACGUUGCAUAUGUCGGCUCAAUCGGAAAUGACCUUUACAUUUUAACGUGGAUCUUCGGCGACACUCUGGCGAUACGGAUUGAAUCCAGCACUAAAUAAUAUCAAAACAAAAUAUAAAUAUUUUUAUACAACUCAAAACUAAAUCAAAACUAACAAAUCAGGUCGGAAAACGAACUGAAACUAAGCUGAAUUUCAAAUAAAAAUGUCAAAACUAAUAGAAAUAAAAGUGAAUAUAAACACACAACUAUUACAACCUUGAUCUAAAGUACAGAAGUGAAAAAAUAACAUUACUUUCACUACCACUGGUUAGUGGCACUGUAACUAUCACACCUGAUCUAUAUGUGUGUGACAUGCUGCCACUGAACAAGACUAUUGUUCAAGGACAAAUAAUCAAUGAUUUAUAUCCAGUUUGUUGUGUACAAAGGUAGAACCAUUCAGCAAUCUAUAAAUGUAAGUAGGGUGUGUAUAGUACGUAUAUUAUAGUAGGCUGAUACCUUUACAAAACUGUGCCAAGAGCUUACUGCACAUAUACAGCAGGGGUCUCAAAGCCAUUUCGCCGGGGACCACGUUCUCUUUCAACGAGGUUAAAUCAAGGUCAGACCGCAUUAAAUACGUGUGUGGCCCGUGGGCCGCCAGUUUGAGACCCCUGACAUGAGUGUUAUGCGUAAAGAACACUAUCUACUUAUGAAGUAACAUGAGAUAUCUACCACAGUAUCAUUUUUUUAAUUUUUUUUUUUACAGUGGUCAUGAUAUGUCAGUCGCAUUUGGAUUGCCAAGAUAAGGAAUGUAAUUCAGUUUGUUUGUGUCUGUACACAAUAUGAACGUAAGAUGUAUUAAAUGAAGAUGUUGUUAAAAAUGUCCAUCGAUAAUCACGUUUUUUUUGUGUGUGUGUGUGUGUGUUUUUCUUUUCAGUGACACUGAAUUGAUAUUAUAUAAAUAUUCUACAUAUUUUUUAUGUCUCAAAGGGUAUAUUGGAAGCGACAGCUUAAGGGGAAAAUGUUUCAUAUUUGCCUGUGUACUUUCAUGAUGGCUUUAAACUGUGGUCAUAUCUGCAUGGUCAUUUUGAUAUGUACUGUAUCUAAAGGCUUAUUUUUUUGUAUAUGACACCUUUUGAAAGUUCUGGCUGGUACCUUGAUUUAUACCUACUCAAUUGAUCAAUCAAUCAACCAAUUGAUUAACUCUGAAUUAUUUCUAUCACUGUAAAUACAAUAUUUGUAACUUUGCCAUGCAGACAAUGUUGUUAGGAAAGCAUAUCUACAGAAAUAAAAUCAUGUUUGGCAGAAGAUGUUUUGAUGUUCAAUAGACUGAGGAUGCAUUUGUACAGAGUUGAGAUUAUAGAAAUGGAAUCUAUAAUAAUCUAGUCAUUCUAUUUCUAUGGUCGAACUGACAGUUGGCUUUAUUAUACAUCUGCAACGUUGGCCUGUGCACAUUCAGAACAGAUGUGGUGAUUGGCAGAUAGCUUUGUGGCUAGCGAAACAGAAGCCUCAGUCAGAAGUCGCUCUUAUUUAGAGGGUCGAAUUCCUAUCAUUGUGUAUAAUGAUACCACCAGACAUACUCUGUAUUCCACAUUCUAAAUACACUCUGUAUUUCACUAUUCUAUGGAGUUGACUAUGUCUAAAUAUUGAAAUAAAUGUUUGAUUAUCAAACUA